Molecule: messenger RNA, 2097 nt
Organism: Frankliniella occidentalis (western flower thrips)
Lineage: Eukaryota; Metazoa; Arthropoda; Insecta; Thysanoptera; Thripidae
Product: agrin-like
Exons: 2
Coding region: 77-391 (104 amino acids)
Source: RefSeq, a predicted model, not a curated record
UACCGUCUGAUUUGCUCCUCAGAUCCACGUGAGUGACGGUCGCUGGCACACGCUGCACGUUUUCCGACGGAAGCGCAUGGGCCAGAUCCGCGUGGACAACGAGACGCCCGUCAGGGGCUUCUCUGAUCCGCGGGCCACCCUGCUCAACACUGGCCCCGGACUGUGGCUCGGCGGGAGCCCGUCGCUGCCACCAGGACUCCCCGCGGCCUACUACCAGGGCUUCCACGGCUGCGUGAGGUCGGCGACGGCGGACCGUGCCUCCCUGGACUUGAGCAGCGCCACGCGGCCGCACCGCCGCCAGCACCAUCCCCACCACGCCGCCCCCACCCCUGUCCCCGGCUCUGGUGGCAGCGUCCUCGAGUUCUGUCACCACAGCACCGAAUUAUCUUGAAGACUGCAUCUCCCACCUUUACCUUAAGACUACCCCCUUCCCCCUCUCCCUCCUCCAUUUUCCCGAAAAACACAAGCACAGUCGGAGCAUUUGGAGCUUUCUUUGGUAAGUCAUCCUUCUUGCAGAACCAAAGAUGUGUCGAACCCGACUGUACCCUGCCCCCAAACACAUCACUUACGGGCGGUUGGACUGGAAGACAAAGACAAUAAUGCUGAUUUUUUGUGAAAUGUGUGAGACGUAGUGAGGCAAUGUAUGUGUGAGUGUCUGUUAAAUAAUGCGUGUGUGCGAUUGUGCGCGGCGUACGCGAGGGAUUAGAUGAGCAACGAAAGCAUGCGACUGAUGCAAUCAAUGGGUGUAGUGCUGAUAUUAUGGAGUGAUUUAUGCAAGUGGGGUUCACACUGUCUUCUCUAUAUGUUACCAUUUACAUGAAGAGGCCUCGUGGAAUGUUUAUUGAUGGAAAUGAAAGAUAGAAAAAAGAAUGCUAGUUUUAUAGGUUUGUAUUUUUUAUCAUGUUAAAUUUGUAAGUAUUGUAUGUAUGUAAGUAUGUAUGUAUGUAUGGAUAAGCUCGCAAAAGUGUUUCUUGUAAAAAUGUACAGUAAUAUAAAUAGGAAACUUUUCUACUUUGGCACUACGUUUUAUGCCAGUCCUUUGUUGAUAAUUGUAUUUAUAUCAAGGUAGAAGUUGCCAAGAUUUCCUUAGCAACUUACUGCUUGUGACUUCAUAUCGGCUGCCAAAGACUUUGAUGUUGUCUGCAACCAGAAGAUGGCAAUGUAACAAUAUACUAGAAUCAGUCCUUUUAUUUCUCUUUUUACAUGUGUAUAAAAAAAUAAAACAACCCAAGCGCACAUUUUGGGCGAGUGUAAAGUACCUUUAAAAUAGAUAAAUUCUUUUUUUUUUGCUAUAAAAUUAAGUGAAAGGAGUUUUCCAACCCUCCUCUGUUUUCAAUGAAAACAUAAUGUAAAAUUCCUCCCAGCCAAAUUCUACUAUCAUUCAUAUUGGCCUGAAUCCGCCCAUACAAACAAAGUCCUACAACUCUUCAUAUGUUCAAUUCCAUUAUGGGGCUUUUAAUUAUGCUAACAAAGUAUGUAGAAAAAUAAUUUUUAACAAGCAUAUAGAAUCUGUCAAGGUACCAGAAGAUCUGUCAACCUAUGUGUAGGAAACUAUUUGCUGGUAUCCCCUUGGCUUAAGACUGCUACCUUAAAUAUCGCCGCUCUCUGCAUGAAUGUUUUCUGUAUUUAACUCUAGGUCGAUCUACACUGUAAAACGUAGAGCGAGUUUUCUUGCCCGAAUAGAGCGACGUAAUGCCUUCAUCGCUCUACUAGAGCGACGUUUGCGAAAUGACUCAAUAUGGGUAUUCUUCGUAACCCCAAAAUGCUCCCAAAACGACUUUAAACAAGCGAUGUUUACGAAAAUGACUCAAAAUGAGACUUAUUUGCAACCAAAAAUUUUGCGAAACUGACUCCAAACGAGCGAUGUAAUUAAUAUCGCUCCCCCAGGAGUCAGUAAAUUGGAUUUACAACCUCGCUCUAUUAGGAUCGAGUUUGCUCACCCCUUUACUUGCAGUGGUAGAAAGGAAUUGCAUUUAUCAGUCAGUUUGUAUAAAAACAUGAUGCAAGACAAGUUUCUCUAUAGUUGUGAAAGUAGUGUGACGGAACAUCAAAAAUUUCCUGCCGAAAUAAACCUGGAUUUUCUACACUGUUAGCAAA